Caretta caretta (loggerhead turtle) is the source of this 5380-nucleotide messenger RNA. RefSeq names its product 5-hydroxytryptamine receptor 4 (gene HTR4). Lineage: Eukaryota; Metazoa; Chordata; Testudines; Cheloniidae. Gene Ontology annotation, molecular function: G protein-coupled serotonin receptor activity. Gene Ontology annotation, cellular component: plasma membrane. Gene Ontology annotation, biological process: regulation of appetite; positive regulation of MAPK cascade; adenylate cyclase-activating adrenergic receptor signaling pathway. The record is from RefSeq and is a predicted model, not a curated record.
UAGGAAGCCCGGGGAACCGGCGGCGCGGUCAGCCGGCGGGGGAGCUGCUGGUCCGUGCGCUCGUGGCUGGCCAGCAACUUGGCUGGGAGCGGGGCCAGCGAGCGGCGCCUGCCCGAGGGGAGCGGGCUGUGGGACAGGCCGGGGAGGCAGCCAGCCCGCGGGAGGAUGCAGACGGCCGCGUAGGGAGCUGGGCCAUGCCCCGGGGGGCCAGGCUGCGCACACGGCAAUGGACCAGGUUUCUUCUAUGGGCGCUGAACUCCCAUAGGCUACCUAUGCCUAUUGCCUGUGAUGGAAGAACUUGAUGCUAAUGUGAGUUCGAGUGAGGGGUUCGGCGUGGCAGAGAAGGUCGCACUGCUCAUCUUUAUCUCGGCGGUUAUACUCAUGGCCAUCCUGGGGAACUUGCUGGUGAUGGUGGCAGUAUGCAGAGACAGGCAGCUCAGGAAAAUCAAGACCAAUUAUUUCAUUGUCUCACUUGCCUUUGCGGACCUGCUGGUGUCGGUGCUGGUGAUGCCCUUUGGAGCUAUUGAGCUGGUUCAGGAUAACUGGAUUUAUGGAGAGAUAUUCUGCCUGGUCCGAACAUCUCUAGAUGUCCUGCUCACCACAGCAUCAAUCCUUCACCUGUGCUGUAUCUCCCUAGACAGGUAUUAUGCUAUCUGCUGCCAGCCUCUGGUUUACAGGAAUAAGAUGACACCACUGCGCAUUGCUCUAAUGCUCGGAGGGUGCUGGACCAUCCCGACAUUUAUUUCUUUUCUCCCUAUAAUGCAAGGCUGGAAUAGCAUUGGUAUAUUAGACUUGAUACAACAAAGACAGUUCAACAAGGCUUCCAACUCAACCUACUGCGUAUUCAUGGUCAACAAACCCUACGCCAUCACCUGCUCAGUGGUGGCCUUCUACAUUCCAUUCCUCUUGAUGGUGUUGGCCUACUAUCGGAUCUACAUCACGGCCAGGGAGCAUGCCCGCCAGAUCCGGAUCCUCCAGCGUGCAGGGGCACCUACAGAGGGGAGGCACCACCCGGACCAGCAUAGCACUCACCGUAUGAAGACUGAGACCAAAGCUGCUAAGACCCUGUGUAUCAUCAUGGGGUGCUUCUGUCUGUGCUGGGCCCCAUUCUUUAUCACUAAUAUCGUGGACCCGUUCAUAAACUAUACUGUACCUGAGCAGCUGUGGACAGCUUUCCUGUGGUUGGGCUACAUCAAUUCAGGGUUGAACCCCUUCCUGUAUGCCUUCCUGAACAAGUCUUUCAGACGUGCCUUCCUCAUCAUUCUGUGCUGUGGGGACGAACGCUACCGAAGGCCUUCCAUCUUGGGGCAAACUGUUCCCUGUUCCACCACCACUAUAAAUGGAUCAACGCACGUGCUAAGUGGCUGUUCUUCUAUCUCCAAGUUCCUCCUGCUGUUCUGCAAUAGACCAGUUCCUGUCUAACCCUGAACAUGCUCUGUACACAGUUUUACGUAAUGGGCAUCAUCAGGAACACGAGAAGCUUCCCAUCCACAAUGACCCAGAAUCCCAGGAGUCCUGUUUCUAAUGAAGACCCUGGCAGGAGAACCGCACACUUGCACACCAGAUGAUUUUGGGCAGCAGGAUUCUAACGCAAGCUCAUAUGUCUGCAUUUCCAUGGUGCCUCCUGUAUUGAUUUGAUAGGAAUGGCGAACAGCAUGAAUAUGGUGACUGAUGAGGCUGAGGGGACGCAAUGUGCAGAACUAUUGAGGAGACCUCUCUGUUGCUUCAGGAGGAUGUCUGGACUUUAUUAACGCAGCAGGGCCUUAAUGUCAGUGCUUUUCAGAGGUGUGCAAACUUCCAUCCCUGUAUACAAAAAGCACACACACAGGCCUUCGCACACACAUACCCACACUGAGAUUUAUGCUUUUUCGCCAGCUGCCAUUUUUUGCUGCAUGCCUCCUCUUUGUUUUGUGGCAACAAUAUUGUGAUCUUAAAGAUUUCAAAGUCUGACUUGAAGUGGUAAUGCUGAACUGCAGUAAAUGCCUCCUGUGUCUGCUCAAGGUCACACCUACGCCUAACAUGGUGCUGUCAGGAGAGAUGUAGUGCUUAUGUUUUCUUUCUGAAAAGAAGAGGAAUUCUUUUCCUUCUCAGUUACCUUCAAUGGUGAGAUCUGUCAGUGUGAGCUGACAAUUCCCCCUGUCCAGUGCAAUAUCAAAUAGAAACAGUGUUUCCCUGUAGAUACUUUCCAGUGAGGGUCCUCUCCAAGAUCUCUGGUAAAAGAGCCAAUGAGCAAAAAUAGCCCAUGAGGAUCUAAAAUGCAGCCCACAGAGACAUAUAAUCUUUGAUAUGGAGACAUGGCCCACAGAGACUGCAAGUCCCAGCAAGUGCUGCUCUAUAUUAGCCAGAAAACAGUAGUCACAAUCUGCCCCAUUUUCUACCUGUUAGAUGCAGUAGUCCUUAUUUGGGCAAACUUUGGGCAUCCCGCCUGUGAAAGAAGGGUUGAUCAAGAGACAUAGUCCUUAGGGAAUAUCAAUCUGUAAUAGCUCACUAAGUGCCAUGUUGAUAAAUAUAUGUCAUCUAAAGAGCUUUUCUAGCUACAAUUGGAAGACAAACUCUUACUUGGGUGUUUUGCUUUUUCUUCCCUCCCCGUUUCCAGCUGUGAGGCUUAAAAAAAAAAAAGCUUCAGAACUUUCAAAUGUUGCCCUAUGCACCUGUCCUUUUACAAUAAUCUCAUAUCCUGCAUGCAGAUAUUACUACAUUCCUUGUAGGCAGCUUCCUCCUUUGCAUGUAAAUGUAAAUGCAGGCAACACUGUAGAUCAAGGAACCCUGGGAGUCUGAUUUUCGUGCAGUGGGAAAUACACAGGUUCUAAACCGUGAGCCUGUAACCUCCUUAGAUGAAGAUCUAACCCAAAGAUGACGGCCUUAGCCUGGAAAACAGAAAUGUAUUUUGUUACAUUGUGUAAUCAUGUACAGAUUUUUUUUUAAUGUAAAGAAAAAAGUUGACAUUAUUUAUUAUUAUUUUUAAAAAGAAGUGUUUUUCCCAUUCUAAGCUUCUAAAACAUGGGAGUUUAACAUAAAUAUAAUUAUUAUUAUUUUAUUAAUGAUCUGUUGCUAUGUGACAGGUAUCUACUGUAAAAACAACCUGCUUUGAACAAAGAAAAAGUAUUUCUGAGAAAGAGGAUUUUGUGCAUGAUAACAGCAAGCAGCUUUCCAGCCGUGGUGUCUGAUUAGCCUUCUCUUCCUUGAAGUGUUCUUUGCCCUUGGACAAACUCCAUGCUAAAGUUUCUCAUCGUUGUCUUUUAAAAAUCAUUAGAGCACUGGCCAGGAAUAGCCCUAAUUAGAUGAAAUGGUAGAGCCAAACAAUUUAAAUUUAGAAAACCCAAAGAGGUUAGCAGCAGGCACAGAACUGUUGGCUUUGACACUUCAUAUUUUACUGAGGGCACUGGCAGCAAAUAUAAGAUGUUCUAAGAGCGCGUGUGCCAUAAAUAUAAAGGGAAGGGUAACAACCUUUAUGUAUGCAGUAAGAUAAAAUCCCUCUUGGCCAGAGGUACAGAAUCCCCUUGCCUGUAAGGGUUAAUCAGUUCAAUUAACCUAUUUGGCACCUGGCCAGAAGGACCAAUGGGGAAAGAAGAUACUUUCAAAUGGGGGGCCGGGAAGAUUUGGUUUUGUGCUCUGUGUGUGUUCUCUCGGGAGACAAAGAGAGAGACCAAGCAAGUAAUCCAGUUCCUACUGAAUGAUACCUCUAAAAUUACAGGAAUAGUAAGUAAUAGCAAGGAAAUGCGUUAGAGUAUCUUUUGUUUUAGCUUGUGAAUUUUCCCUAUGCUUAGAGGGAGGUUUAUCCCUGUUUUUUGUAACUUUAAAGUUUUGCCUAGAGGGGAAUUCUCUCUGUUUUGAAUCUGAUUACCCUGUAAAAUUACCUUCCAUCCUGAUUUUACAGAGGUGCUUCUUUUACUUUUUUUUCUUUAUAAUAAAGUCCUGUUUUUUUUAAGAAUCUGAUUGGGUUUAGUGUCCUAAAAACCCAGGGAUUUUGUCUGUGCUCACCUGUACCAAUUGGUGAGGAUAUUAUUCUCAAGCCUCCCCAGGAAAGGGGGUGAAGGGGCUUAGGGGGAAUAUUUUGGGGAAUAGGAACUCCAAGUGGUUCUUUUCCUUGAAUCUUUGUUUAACUCACUUGGUGGUGGCAGUGAAUACCGUCCAAGGAUAAGAAGGGACUUGUGUCUUGGGGAAGUUUUAACUUAAGCUGGUAGAAAUAAGCUUAGGGGGUCUUUCAUGCGGGUCCCCACAUUUGUACCCCAGAGUUCAGAGUGGGGAGGGAACCCUGACAGCUCAUGAGAGACACAAUUUGAGAUAAAUACUGGUUCAUCACAAAGGCCCAGGUAUAGGUUGGCUUUUCAAAAGUGCUCAGGAUUGGCCUAAUUCUGCUCCCAUUGAAGUUAAUGAUACAACUUCCAUUGACUUCAAUGGGAGAAGGGUUAGGCCAUUGCUGAGUGCUUUUGAGAAAAUCAUCCCCAAGCAACUUUACUCCUGUGAUUUAGUUCUCAGUGAAACUUUUCAUGUGAACAGUGUUUGCAGGAUUGAGUUCUGUGACAGUAGCCCAAGCAGUGUUGGGACCUUGCAUUCAUCCUAAGUGGCAAACAAACCAACGAAAAACCAAGUAAACCCUUUUCUCUUUCCCCAUAAAAAGGCACUGAAAAAGAUCAGUGGAAGAUUUCUGUGAGUGAGAUGAGACCCGUAGCAUGGUGACAUGUGCAAUCGAGUUUCAUUUUUCCUUCUUUCGCUCUUGGAGUAUUAUGUUUUCCUAAUGUAUUCUAAUGUGCUUUAAGAGUAUAUCUCAUCUUAAUUUAAAAUAAAAUCCAGAACACUGUUUUACUCACUCAUGGCAAAUGUGCAAGGGGGUUCUAAAUGGGACAUUUGAUUCACAAGCCAAAAUAAUCAGCCGCUCUGAAACAAGAAGUACUCCUGUUCUAAAACCUCAUAGUACAUUUAGGAAAUGUAAAUGUCCAUGAUUUGGGUCACUUCUGGCUAAUGACUGGUUGGUACCAAAGUGUAAGAGGUUUCAUGUAAGUUAACCUGUCACUAGCCACUUGGCAGCUAUUAUUUUAUAACUACUCAAUAGUUUCAGCAAUGCUUCUCUGGUCAAAGUAAAUCAUAUUUUCAAACACCACAGCAAUGUAGUGCUUCUCUGGAGAACAGGAGGUCUCUUGGUUGGAACCAAUCCUUGUUUUUCUCCUUCUCUGAAGUUUCAGUUGCUGCUCAUUGAUUGACUUCCGUGGUUUGUGAGUUCAUAAUUUCAAUGACCAUUCUGGGUAGUGAUUUCCAUGCCACUUUGGAGCACAGGCCCGGAGACCUGGUCUCAAUCUGAUUCAGCAUAGCAGAAGUACGGUGCUGAAUAGUAUGUAAUGCAUAAGCCAUUGAAAAAAAUAAAAUUCCUCUAUGUAUAUUA